This is a messenger RNA of Huiozyma naganishii CBS 8797, 891 nucleotides long. RefSeq names its product phosphoglycerate mutase family protein. The transcript has a single exon. Gene Ontology annotation, cellular component: cytoplasm. The record is from RefSeq and is a predicted model, not a curated record. Bases 1 to 891 code for a protein of 296 amino acids. Gene Ontology annotation, molecular function: phosphatase activity. NCBI's taxonomy places the organism in Eukaryota, Fungi, Ascomycota, Saccharomycetes, Saccharomycetales, Saccharomycetaceae.
AUGACGAUAUUUGAGAGUAGAUUGGAAUUCAAAGCGUUGCCAGGAUUUUUUUCAGGGUACGCAACUGAGGAUUCCGGCGAAAUUGAUGCGAGAUACCACGAUCAUUUGGGACUUAUAAAUCAUCGUAAUUGGAAGGAACUGUACAAGUCUAUUCCAAGGGACACGGAAUCUCACCAAUAUAAACUAAUCAUCUUGGCCCGACAUGGUCAAGGUUACCACAAUGCCGCCAUUGCACGUUACGGAAGAGAAUCCUGGAACUCUAAAUGGUGUUAUUUGAACGGCGACGAGCACGGCGAAUGGCUAGAUUCGAAGUUGACACCUGUUGGCCAAGAAGAAGUAAAGAACACUGGAUUAUCUACGCUGCUACCCAUGGUUGACAGCCUACAGAUUCUCCCACACAAAUGUUUUAGUUCACCCAUGAGGAGAUGUCUCGAAACCUUUACUAGCUCCUGGACACAUGUAUUCCAAGAGCACAAGGAAUUGUUGCCCGAAAACAACACCGUAAACGUUAAAAUAUUCGAAAAUCUAAGAGAAGACCUGAAUACCCACCCUUGUAACGAAAGAGUGGACCAUUCAGUUUCUGUGAGCGAGUAUCAGGACUGCAAAAUGAAGUCUGGAACUUCUGUUCACUGGGAAUACGAACCAGAUUACCCCGAAAAGGAUCAAUUGUGGUCACCCACACAAGCCGAAUCGAAGGAAGAACUGGAUAAACGUAUCCAUGAUGGGCUAACACAAGUAUUCGAAACUGUCUCCCCCACUGAUAAGUUCAUCUCGAUAACGUGCCAUUCUCGUGUGAUAGAGUCCUCUUUACGAAACCUGAAACACCCUAUGAUAUGGUGGUUAGGAACUGCGCAAGUUGUCUGUGCAGUGGUAGAAAUAACAAAGCGUUGA